Spirometra erinaceieuropaei is the source of this 2196-nucleotide messenger RNA. The record is from the annotation of a GenBank genome assembly. Lineage: Eukaryota; Metazoa; Platyhelminthes; Cestoda; Diphyllobothriidea; Diphyllobothriidae.
AUGAAAGCGGGCGAAGUACGAUUUUUUUCAUGCGUGUGAUAUUUCUUUCACCCAUUUUAGCUGCCAAUUUACAAGAAAUUUCCUGACGAGAAUACAGAAUAUGUCCUGACCCCGCGAGAAAAUUCUUCUCUUCGAAACUACCUUUUGAGCGCUAUUACACCCACCCGGAGAUCUAUCCAAGAAUGGUACACGACCGCCGAAGUAUGUUUAACUUUGUUAACUAAUUUCCGCAGACAAACACUCAGAAAACUGUGAAGUGUCUAGUGGAGAACUCCCUAAGUACGAUCUUUUAUUUAUCCAACUUUUUUUGCAGAAGUUUGUGACUACGUUAGGGAAGAUCCGGUUGUACUUGCUCGAGGAGGCUUUGUCACCGUCUGUGGACUCGGAGGUCUCGUCCUGGGCAGCAAAGGUAUUUUUCCGCUUGUUUUUAUUGCCUGAAGGUGGAGUACUUCGUCAGGCUGUGUACGGCACCCUUAGUACCGGUGUAGGAUUUACAGUUUGUUACCCUUCCGUCGUGUCAUCCGCCACAAAACGCGCAUGGGAUUCGGGCACUAGUAGGCUUUCAGAAGCCAUAAAAGAAUUCAAGGACAAGUAGGAAGGUGAGUUGAUUUCUUUUAUCGUGCACAAGCACUCCUAGUCGCAGAAAUUCUGGCAGUCUUAGCAUUCAGAUCCACUUUGCCAGGGAUUCCAUUCUUAUAUGCUUCUACGCUCCUUGGCAUAUGGCCCGACCCUGGUAAAAGUAUAGCUGUUUUUACUUUGUCUUUCUUGAUUCCGAUUCAUUUAAACGUCUGGUUUAACGGUUCUGACUAAGCACGUUCAGCCCUACUUCGAUGAGCUUGCAUCCACAGAAUUUAUGAUGUGAAAUUUUCCUGGCUAUUUGGGUACUGUAAUGGUAUUCGAUGUCGGCAGAUGACAUAAAAGUGAUCUUUGAAUCAACAAAAACAUCUACUUUAAAUAGGGUAGCAGUAUGAGCUGUGAUUAGUCUUGGAUGCAGCGGCCCCUUGCCACUAGUUCUUUUUUCGAAUCCAUCGCCGCGCGCCAAAACACCAGUAUCAAGAGCCCUAAUCAAUACUAAACAGGUCCACAUCAUCUGUCAUUUAUCUCGCCUAUUUUUGCAUUGUUUGUGAUAUCACCGUAUAAAAAAGUGGAUGAAGCAUUCGGUUUACCAGCUGCGUCACCUUGAUCGAAGCGCACCGCUCCAAUCUGCCAACUAUUUUAGGUCUCUGUCAACCAAUAUUCUGUUGCUGAAUAUGUCUUACUUGCCUGACUUCUAGUUAGAUUAUGUGCACUAUAAACGGUUAUUUCCCACCGAACGGAACUGUCAACAGCUUCCCGUCUAUCAGACAUCUUUAAUCACACUAUCUCAUGAUACUUCAGCACAUUUCCGAAUAUAACAAAUAUGACGCGCUAAAAGUCUUCGUUAGGGUGAUUGCUAACUUAAUGCUCCUGAAGACUCCGGAUAACAUUGUACCCGUCUCUGUCUAACCCUGCAAUAUCAACUCAGAGUUGUGGCCUUGUAUGCGGUUGGUGAUCCAAUUUGCUGCCUGGGCACAGUCUUACUGCCUCAUCCCCACCAUCAACGCCAAUCAUGCAAGAGAAUGUUUGGCAGAUUAUGCCCGCGGAAACUACUGACCAGAGCCAGCCAAUCACAAAACUGGCCGUAUGGGUCAGCCAUGGGCGAGCGUGAUGUUAACAAGGAGUAAAGGUCAAACUGAAAUGACUCCUUGAUGUAUCCUUCGACUUUUUCAAUGAGAGAUUCGAGACACUUUGUUGCCUGUUGUGUGUGCAUAUGGAGGUCAGCACACGGCAGUCAAUGUGUCCACACUCAUCUCCUUGACUGUCUUAUCAAUAGAACAGGGUAGGUAUGGGAAGAGAGCCAGUGUGUGUAGUACUUCGGUGUUUGCUUGUUUGAUUCACACGCAGGUCAUCACUGCGGCCUCGGGACAAUGGCGAUGCUUGCCAGCUAUGAUGGCCGAACUAUCAAUUUGCGCUGCAGACAUUUGUAAUAGUGUGAAUAAGCCUCAGUAAUUCACACACUAAUAGGCAGAACACUUGACACAAGUUAAAGGUAGUCGGGCUAUACACCUCGCAUUUUUCAUCGCAGCCUGUCAUUUUACUUGUGUGCAAUUUUCUUUUAGGUUCCCUUACGGCCACAGUCCUUUCCUGGCCCAUCAAGGACUGAUUGUCGUGGACUAG